AUGUCAAAGGGCGUCUUUAUUUUUGUAACUAUUCUGAUUCUUCUUGGCUGUGGAUCAACUUUGAAUUACCCCGAGCUCAAUCCAGAGCUUCAAAUGUACCAGGAUUUAUCUAAGGUAUUCCCACUCAGCGAAACCUGGUACAUGCUGUACAGGAACUACGAGGACGACCCAGCAUUUGGAACUUCUAAAUGCAUAAGAUUCUCCCAGGUGGGACCUGAAGAGGAGGGUGGAUAUCCUGCACUAGUUGAGUAUGGAGACGAGCCACAAACGGCGAACGCGCUAUACACGCUUGAAUCAACUGAAGGUUAUACCGCGAAGAAUCAGUUAAACUUUCUCCCCGAGGGCCAAGAUGAUUCACUGCCCCUAUACCUGUCUUAUAUGGAUUUUGGGAAGUGCGCUGUCUACAGGAGCAUCUACGUUAACGAAGAUGCCUGCUGCGUCGUCGGUCCGAAAAGUCAACUUGGGCAAAGUUCAACCUGCGAUUUCGUUCACGACCUUCUGUGUGGUACCAAGAAAUAUUAUAUUUCUGACGACAGUUGUCAAAAUGGAGAUUGA
Messenger RNA from Ixodes scapularis (black-legged tick), 555 nucleotides. RefSeq lists its product as uncharacterized. The record is from RefSeq and is a predicted model, not a curated record. The transcript has 5 exons. NCBI's taxonomy places the organism in Eukaryota, Metazoa, Arthropoda, Arachnida, Ixodida, Ixodidae. Gene Ontology annotation, biological process: symbiont-mediated perturbation of host defenses. Gene Ontology annotation, molecular function: amine binding. Bases 1 to 555 code for a protein of 184 amino acids.